Messenger RNA from Oryza brachyantha (malo sina), 3920 nucleotides. Its product is annotated as importin beta-like SAD2. The transcript is spliced from 22 exons. Gene Ontology annotation, biological process: protein import into nucleus. The record is from RefSeq and is a predicted model, not a curated record. The coding region runs from base 271 to 3360 and encodes 1029 amino acids. Gene Ontology annotation, cellular component: cytosol; nuclear envelope. Gene Ontology annotation, molecular function: small GTPase binding. Lineage: Eukaryota; Viridiplantae; Streptophyta; Magnoliopsida; Poales; Poaceae.
AGUCUCCGCGACGCCACGCGCGGGGGACCAAAAAGCCACAGGAGACAGGGAGGACGCGACUCCACUCCCUAACACCGCCGCCGCCGCCGCCGCCGCUUCCCCUCCGUGGGAGGCGGCGAGGAGGAGCCCUAGCUCGAGGCGCGGAGCCCCGGGCCCCCUCUCCUCCCCGAGCGCUGCUGCUGCUGCCGGCCCCACCCCUCCCCGUGGCCGGUGCUCGAGGCGGCCGCCGCCACCACCACCACCCCCCGGCUCGCCACCCCACCCCCCGCGAUGGAUCUGCAGAGCCUGGCCGUGGUGCUGCGCGCGGCGCUCAGCCACGCCCCCGAGGAGCGCAAGGCCGCCGAGGCCAGCCUGAACCAGUUCCAGUACGCACCACAACAUUUGGUGAGAUUAUUACAGAUUAUUGUGGAUGGAAACUGUGAUAUGGCUGUUAGACAGUUUGCAAGCAUUCAUUUCAAGAAUUUUGUUGCGAAGAAUUGGUCACCUACUGAUCCUGAAGAAAAACAUAUAAUUCCAGAAAGUGACAAGUCCAUGGUGCGUGAGAAUAUACUGGGUUUUAUAACUCAAUUGCCUCCACUGCUAAGAGCACAGCUUGGAGAAAGUAUCAAGACCUUGAUCCUUGCAGAUUAUCCUGAGCAUUGGCCUAGUCUUCUACCGUGGGUAACACAUAACCUAGAAUCUCAGGAUCAAAUAUUCGGGGCACUUUAUGUGCUAAGGAUUCUUGCCCGGAAAUAUGAGUUCAAGUCGGAGGAUGAGAGGAUCCCUUUGUAUCAAAUUGUUGAGGAAUGCUUUCCUCGUUUGUUGAAUAUAUUCAGCAAUCUUGUUCCAAUUACCAAUCCUCCAAUUGAAGUAGCUGACUUGAUCAAGCUGAUAUGCAAGAUUUUCUGGUCAUCAAUUUAUCUAGAAAUUCCAAAGCAACUUUUUGAUCCAAAUGUCUUCAAUGCUUGGAUGAUUUUAUUCUUAAACUUGCUGGAGAGACCAGUUCCAGUGGAAGGACAGCCGUUGGAUCCUGAUGCUAGGAAAUCUUGGGGAUGGUGGAAAGUCAAGAAGUGGAUUAUCCAUAUCUUGAACCGUCUAUACACUCGAUUUGCUGAUAUGAAGCUUCAGAGACCAGAAAGCAAAGCUUUUGCUCAGAUGUUCCAAAAGAAUUAUGCUGGAAAAAUUUUGGGAUGUCAUUUGCAGUUGCUGAAUGCAAUCCGUACUGGUGGCUAUUUGCCUGAUAGGGUUAUCAAUCUUAUUCUUCAAUAUCUUACCAACAGUGUUACAAAGAACAGCAUGUAUCAGCUGAUGCAACCACAAAUCGACAUCAUUCUGUUUGAAAUAAUCUUCCCAUUAAUGUGCUUCAAUGACAAUGAUCAGAUAUUAUGGGAUGAAGAUCCUCAUGAAUAUGUUCGGAAAGGCUAUGAUAUUAUUGAAGAUUUGUAUAGUCCUCGAACAGCUGCUAUGGAUUUUGUGAGUGAACUAGUAAGAAAACGAGGAAAAGGCAAUCUACAAAAGUUUAUCCAUUUUAUUGUGGAAAUAUUUCUGAGUUAUAAUGAGGCACCCAUUGAAAUGAAGCCAUACCGCCAAAAAGAUGGCGCGCUUCUUGCCAUUGGGACAUUGUGUGAUAGGCUGAAACAAACUGAACCAUAUAAGGCUGAGCUGGAGCGAAUGUUGGUUCAACAUGUCUUUCCGGAGUUCAGUAGUCAUGUUGGACACUUACGUGCGAAGGCAGCAUGGGUUGCUGGGCAGUAUGCUCAUAUCAAUUUCUCAGAUCAAAACAACUUCCGCAAAGCUAUGCAUUGUGUAAUGUCUGGUUUGCGCGAUCCAGAACUUCCUGUCCGGGUGGAUUCAGUCUUUGCACUUCGUUCUUUUGUUGAAGCAUGCAAAGAUCUAGAUGAGAUCAGACCAAUUCUUCCUCAACUUCUUGAUGAAUUUUUUAAGCUUAUGAGUGAAGUUGAGAAUGAAGAUCUCGUUUUCACACUUGAGACAAUUGUUGACAAAUUUGGUGAAGAGAUGGCACCAUAUGCACUUGGCUUGUGCCAGAGCUUGGCUGCUGCUUUCUGGAGAUGCAUGGCUAGUUCAGAAGCUGAUGAAGAAGUUGAGGACACUGGUGCUUUGGCUGCUGUUGGUUGCUUACGUGCGAUAAGCACAAUCCUCGAGUCCAUUAGUAGCCUUCCUCAUCUGUUUCCCCAAAUAGAACCAUCUUUGUUGCCUAUUUUACGGAGAAUGUUGACUUCAGAUGGUCAAGAUGUGUAUGAAGAAGUUCUGGAGAUAGUGUCAUAUAUGACCUUUUACUCACCAACAAUUUCACUUGAAAUGUGGAGCUUGUGGCCUUUGAUGAUGGAGGCGCUUAAUGAUUGGGCCAUUGAUUUCUUUGAGAAUAUUCUGGUACCACUAGACAACUACAUUUCCCGUGGUACUAACCAAUUUAUUGCAUGCAAAGAUCCUGAUUAUCAGCAAAGUUUAUGGAGAGCUUUGUCAACUAUUAUGACAGACCAAAACAUGGAAGAUUCUGACAUUAUACCUGCUCCCAAGCUGAUUGAAGUUGUUUUUCAAAAUUGCAAAGGUCAAGUUGAUCAUUGGAUUGAGCCAUAUCUCAGGCUAACAAUUGAUCGACUGCGUCGAGCAGCAAAGCCGUAUCUGAAAUGUUUACUUGUACAAGUGAUAGCUAAUACACUGUACUACAAUCCUUCAUUGACGUUGGGAACAUUACAUAAGCUUGGAGUUGCUACUGAAAUCUUCAACCUUUGGUUUGGAAUGUUACAACAAGUAAAGAAAAGUGGCAUGAGGGCAAACUUUAAGAGAGAGCAUGAUAAGAAGGUUUGUUGCUUGGGAUUAACUUCACUAAUUAGCCUUCCAGCUAAUCACAUUCCACCAGAAGCUCUUGACCGCAUUUUCAAAGCAACACUAGAGCUUCUUGUUUCCUACAAGGAUCAAGUUGCAGAAUCUAAAAGAGAAAAUGAAGCUGCUGCUGAGGAUCUGGAUGGAUUUGAUGGUGAUGAAGAGGAUGAGGAGAUUGAGUCUGAUAAGGAGAUGGGGUUUGAUGAUGAGGAUGGGGAUGAGGUAUCCAGUGUCGAUCUUCAGAGAUUAAGAGAGGCAAGAGGUUUCCAGCCACACUACGAUGAUGAUGACGACGAUUCUGAUGAUGAUUUUAGCGAUGAUGAGGAGUUGCAAUCACCAAUAGAUGAGGUUGAUCCGUUCAUCUUCUUUGUUGACACCAUCCAAGCUAUGCAAGUAUCUGAUCCAGCUAGGUUUCAGAGCCUGAUGCAAACUCUAGAUUUCCGCUACCAAGCACUUGCAAAUGGCUUAGCUCAACAUGCUGAGGAAAGAAAGGUUGAAAUUGAAAAGGAGAAGUUGGAAAAGGCAAAUGUGCAGUGAAGGGUCAUUGCUUGGUUGUAUCGUCAGCUUUGCCGAUAUGUGACACUGGCACUUGUCAGUAUCCUGUGAUUCGGUGAUCACAGGCAAUGAGUUUUGUUUGCAGCUUGGCCUAGAUGAUUUUGGCAGCCAAUUUUGAUGCAGAGUUCUUGGGAGAGAAGCAGACUCGCUCAUUUCUUCACUCAGGUCAUGGUGGGAUCUAUAUUAAUUCUUCUCAAACCUGAGUUCCUUGUUUUGGUUGAUAGAUGUUUGUUGUCAAACCCUGCGGUGGACGAUGCCAAGGGGCGCAUCCCCAAGCUCAAGGUGGCAGUUCUUUUAGGAAGGUCAAAGUGUAGAGUGUAUAUGAUUGGGCAAUUGUUGGUGAAUUAUCAAUACGACGGUUCAGAUAUGUGUUUUUUUUUGGGGUCGAAUUUUGGUCCUCCAUUUGUUAACAUUGCUUAAGCAUGUCUCUGUAUCCUGGGACUGCGGCUGGUGAAAUAAGCCUUGGCAUUCAUACGGUCCAGUGAGCUUGUAUGUUGGAUCUGGUAAACAUCACUAUGCAAUACACAACUUCGUUGCAGUUU